This is a messenger RNA of Fimicolochytrium jonesii, 1362 nucleotides long. Its product is annotated as RTA1 like protein-domain-containing protein. The transcript is spliced from 5 exons. NCBI's taxonomy places the organism in Eukaryota, Fungi, Chytridiomycota, Chytridiomycetes, Spizellomycetales, Powellomycetaceae. The record is from RefSeq and is a predicted model, not a curated record. Gene Ontology annotation, cellular component: membrane. The coding region runs from base 336 to 1196 and encodes 286 amino acids.
CCCAGUGUCGGACGAUGUGGGGAUAUGACUGCGGCAGUGCGGCGCCAAGAGUGACCUCCUGAUGGUUGAGGAAACCCAAUGAGCUUGACAGAUGUACGACAGACCUUAUAUCACCCCAAGCAUACGGCCGCAAGACCGAUGGUAUAUAAGAGCGAUCGGUUUGCUCGCCCCAAUGAUUUCCGACAUCCCACAACGUCAUCGCGCUUACCGGUAACCGCUAACCUCCCGUUGUAAGCUACCAUAAAUUGGGGUCGGAACGUGUCUCGGUUUUACACUUCUUCACUUCGGUGUGUCAAAUCACUGUCGAAUUUUUUAAUCGCCUUACAUCCGCCAAAAUGUCAAGCAACAUUGAUUGGUCUAAUACCUUCUUCGGCUACGAGCCUUCCGGUUGGGCACCAUUCCUCGCCGCUGGGCUUUUCUUGGUCUUGGGUUUGCUGCAUGUCGUUCAAAUGAUACGGUUCAAAACCUACUACAUGGGGUGGAUCAUCGCGGGGGCCUUCUUCGAGACCAUCGGUUACCUCAUACGCCUGAAAUCGAGAGCAGAUCCCACGGUCAUGAAUAUUUACGCAGCGCAAAACGGCUUGAUCAUCAUUGCGCCGGUGUUCUUUGCUGCAUCGGAGUACAUUCUAUUGAGCCGAAUUAUCAACCACGUCGGGGGACAGUUCUCCGUAAUUCGACCAUCACGCAUAGCAAAGAUCUUCGUCGGCAUCGACAUCGUCUCCUUUCUCGUACAAAUAGCAGGAACCGGCCUUCUCGUGGGCACCAAGGAUAUCUCAAUGCAAGACAUAGGCCUGAAAAUCAUGUUGUUCGGUCUGAUCCUCCAAGUUAUCUCCUUCGCCGGUUUUCUCAUCGUCGCGGUCCUUUUCCAUCGCCGAGCGGCACACGUUCAUGGACAAUGGUCCAAGUUGAUCAAAGCGCUGUACAUCAGCUGCAUCUUCAUUCUCAUUAGAUCGAUAUAUCGUGUGAUCGAAUUCGCCCAAGGAUUCAAGUCUGAUCUCGCACACAACGAGAGGCUCAUGUAUAUCUUUGACAUGGGCUUGAUGGUGCUGGCUAUCGCUGUGUUUAUCAUCGUGCACCCGGGCAAGGCACUGAAUGGUGCAUCGGCCGGUCAACCAGCAAAGACUGACGUUGAAACACCGAUGGAGAUGGGUCGAAAGCGCGAUGAUAACCACCACCGGGAGGGUCGCCGACAUUGAAAUCGUAGUUUCCAUUCGAGGUUUGCACUAGCGACUUUUUGUAGCCUUUUUUCAUCUUGUACUUUUGUAAUGUUAUAUACGUCUUAACCAUCGGCAUUGAAGAACACGAGGCCCUCUGGGAGUGGCGAUCGCACAAUUGGAUGACAUUGACAGGUUUUGACAGUUG